AUGUUGGACACAAAGGCUAUCAUUAUAAAAACUGCUGACAUGCCACAAGAUAUGCAACAAGGCGCCAUCGAAUGUGCUAAAGAGGCUCUGGAUAUGUUCAGCGUGGAGAAAGACAUUGCAGCCUAUAUAAAGAAAGAGUUCGAUAGGGAGCACCGUCCCAUAUGGCAUUGCAUUGUUGGCCGAAAUUUUGGUUCUUAUGUUACCCAUGAGACAAAGCACUUCAUCUAUUUUUAUGUUGGACAACUUGCUGUUUUACUGUUCAAAUCCGGAUGA
Cryptomeria japonica (Japanese cedar) is the source of this 273-nucleotide messenger RNA. RefSeq lists its product as uncharacterized. Lineage: Eukaryota; Viridiplantae; Streptophyta; Pinopsida; Cupressales; Cupressaceae. Bases 1 to 273 code for a protein of 90 amino acids. Gene Ontology annotation, molecular function: dynein light intermediate chain binding; dynein intermediate chain binding. The transcript is spliced from 3 exons. Gene Ontology annotation, cellular component: dynein complex. Gene Ontology annotation, biological process: microtubule-based process. The record is from RefSeq and is a predicted model, not a curated record.